AUGAAUAUACAUAAAUUGAUAAAGUCUAACAGAGAAGAGCUAGAAGAGAAGAGUUAGAAGAAAAAAGCUUAACUUUAAAUUGAAUUAUGGAAAAAAAUAAUCAUCGCAAGAAUGAAGAAAAUAAUCAUCGCAAGAAUAUCUCCGGUUCGAGUGAUUUAAUUUUCACAAAUGCUAAUAUUUCCAAUUUCUUAAGAAAUCUAAAUAAAAUGAAUAUCGCCGUGGAAAAAGUUAACAAACAGAAAGUAAGAUCACAUCAGGAUUCUCUCUGGAUGCUUCGGAUGUUAAUAAUAUUUUUCAAGCUCAUCGGUCUUGCUACGUUCAUUCGUCGUAUUGAUACUUCGAAAAAGAGAACAUUAUACAUAUUCCAGUAUUCCGAAUUUGGCAUCAUCUACAAUGGCGUACUAAUCAGCUUAAUGGUCGCUUCGAACUAUCUAUCGAUACCGUAUAGAAUUAAAAUAAAGUACGAGAACAAGUCGAACUUGACCGUAAUUAUCGAACUUGUGCAAACUAUACUGGGCACCAUCGUAAUCUGCACGAUUCUGUUCUUCUAUUGCGUCGAUCAGAAAUCCUUUAUACGAAUCAUAAACCGAUUGACGGAUAUUGAACAUGAGAUUGAUCAUUUAUAUCGCCUGUAUAGUCCGUUGCAACGACAACGUGUCUUAUGGACUAUGAUUCUCGUCUACAUUUCGAACAAUUGCCUAUUGAUCGUUCUCCUGAUCUCUGAGGUUCUGGCCUUUCACACGACUCCAGUCUCCUGGCUGACAGACAUUCUACCGACAUUUCAUGUGGGGUGGAUGAUAAUACAGUACUUUAUGCUGGUUACGAUUAUCCAGACAGAUUUCAUGGACGUGAAUCGGGCAAUACAGAACUUAUCCAGGACACCGGAUCUUCGAUCGCAAUCCUUCUAUCAGACGCGCCGCGUGAUCGUCAGCAACUCUACUAUUAAUCAGCUACUGCAACUGCGAGAUGUGCAUUAUAAUCUUUGUGAAAUCUCAGAGAACGUGUCGAAUUUCUAUUCAUUGCCAAUACUCUUUGGCGUCACUUUCCUUUUUUUGUCACUUAUAUAUAACGGCUACUAUCUUCUUUCGCCUCUGAUGAUAUCUGACGAAGUUUUAGAAUAUGUGGUUUUUAGUAAUACCGUCAUCUGGUUAAUAUAUCUGACUUAUCCCAUUUUUCUCCUCACCAACAGGAUUACUAGGAUUAUGAAUGAGAUGGAGAAAACGGGUAAUAUAGUGCAUAACGUCUUAAGUUGUGCGAUUGGCAAAGAAGCAAGAUCAGAGCUCAAGCAAUUUUCGCUUCAAAUAUUACAUCGUAAGAUACGGUUCACAGCUAAUGGAUACUUCACGCUUGAUAACAGUUUCCUUUAUUCGCUGAUCGGUACCGUGGUGACGUACCUGGUGAUACUUGUACAAUUUCAAAUGGGAAGUUCGAGAUCACAACGUAAUUGUACUCGUCAAGAUUCGUAAAAUGCAGAAUGAAAUAACAAAUUGAAGAUAAUAGAAUAACGAUGUAUUAGGAAGUUUCUUGACUUGAAGAACUUUACAAAUUCAAUUAAGGAUGUCGACGUAUAUGCAGAAUUGCGUCUCCGUAACUUUCUAAUGUAAUUUAAUUUAAUAUGUAUA
This is a messenger RNA of Camponotus floridanus (Florida carpenter ant), 1622 nucleotides long. RefSeq names its product putative gustatory receptor 28b. Gene Ontology annotation, cellular component: axon; neuronal cell body; membrane. Lineage: Eukaryota; Metazoa; Arthropoda; Insecta; Hymenoptera; Formicidae. The coding region runs from base 87 to 1466 and encodes 459 amino acids. Gene Ontology annotation, biological process: sensory perception of taste. The record is from RefSeq and is a predicted model, not a curated record. The transcript is spliced from 4 exons.